AUAGACUUGAACUUGAUCAGAUCAAUUGUCUUAAUCUCGGGACUAUCGGGUCAUUAAUUUAAACCCGAGUCCAAGUUGGGUUAAACCCGAAACUAAAGAAAGGCCCGCGCAUAGCGCGAAUUAACAAACUUCAUCUUCAUCAUCUUUUUCUCUUCUCCAAUUCGCCGCUCCAGUCUCCUUCCCACAGUGUAAAUUUCGCGCCUUUAUGGCGUCAUCUUCUUCCACCAGCUCUCUCUAUCUCCACUCUCUCCCGAAGGCUUCUUCCAGGUUGGGCCAAUGGAAGAAUGGGUGUCUGGGUGGGUCCGUUUCAAACCACCGGUUGUUUGCUUCUCCGGGGGUGUUUCUUCAGAAAAGGCCGAGACUUUUGGCGAUCAGAGCUUCAUCAGAGGGAGGCUCGAGGCGUAGGGUUUACAAGGAGUCACAGGCAGCUACUGGGUUUCCUAACGCUAAAGUUCAGCAGAUUGCUUCUUCCGUCUUGCCCGUUGGCUCAUUCGUUGUCGUCACUUUCGUUUUGUGGAAAGUGGUUGAGAAGUUCAUGUCCCCAAAGUCUUCUUCUCCUGGAGAAGGGAAAGCUUCUACGCAGGGAGUGAAAUGGUCGAUCGGUGCUGGUACUAAUCUGUUACAAGGGUUUGCUGCAAAGGUUGAUAGGGAAGCCAAGCAGAGGCUUAAUGAGUUCGCUAAAGAACUCAGAGCGUUCAGAAGUGUUGACAUGUCAGGAUGCAACUUUGGAGAUGAAGGAUUAUUCUUUCUAGCUGAAAGCCUUGGGUAUAAUCAGACUUUAGAGGAAGUCAGUUUUUCUGCAAAUGGAAUUACAGCUGCAGGAGUUAAAGCCUUUGAUGGUGUUCUUCAGUCAAAUAUUAUGUUGAAGGUUCUCAACCUCUCUGGAAACCCCAUUGGUGAUGAAGGAGUUAAGACUUUAUGUGCUACAUUGAUGGAAAAUUCUAGCAUCGAGAAACUUCAGCUAAACAGUACUGAUUUAGGAGACGAGGGGGCGAAAGAACUUGCAGAGUUGUUGAAGAGAAACUCAACCUUGAGGGUUAUUGAGCUAAACAAUAACAUGAUUGACUAUUCUGGAUUCACAAGUCUUGCUGGUGCUCUUCUUGAGAAUAAUACAAUACGACAUUUACAUCUCAAUGGAAACUAUGGUGGUGCUUUGGGUGCCAAUGCUUUAGCUAAAGGACUUGAGGGUAACAAGUCUUUACGGGAACUUCAUUUGCAUGGAAACUCAAUCGGAGAUGAAGGGAUUCGCGCUUUGAUGGCUGGUCUAUCUUCCCACAAAGGGAAACUGGCUCUGCUUGACCUCGGUAACAACUCCAUCACCGCAAAAGGUGCCUUCUACGUAGCAGAGUACAUCAAGAGAAGCAAGAGCUUGGUUUGGUUGAACCUGUACAUGAAUGAUAUAGGCGAUGAGGGAGCUGAAAAGGUUGCAGAUGCUCUGAAGCAAAACCGUUCAAUUGCAACCAUUGACAUUGGUGGAAAUAACAUCCAUGCAGAGGGAGUUAAUGCUAUAGCUCAAGCUCUGAAAGAUAAUUCAAUUAUUACGACGUUAGAGGUUGGUUAUAAUCCCAUAGGACCCGACGGAGCAAAAGCAUUAUCCGAAAUUCUCAAGUUCCAUGGAAAUAUAAAGACGCUCAAGCUUGGUUGGUGCCAGAUAGCGUCUAAGGGUGCUGAGUACGUUGCAGACAUGCUGAGAUAUAACAACACGAUCUCGGUUUUGGACUUGCGGGCAAAUGGACUUCGAGAUGAGGGCGCUUCUUGCUUAGCUCGGAGCUUAAAAGUAGUUAAUGAAGCUCUGACAUCAGUGGACUUAGGCUUCAAUGAAAUACGGGAUGAUGGAGCAUUCGCCAUUGCUCAAGCUCUAAAGGCUAAUGAAGAUGUCACGGUUACAUCUAUAAACCUGGGGAACAACUUCAUCACCAAGUUUGGACAGAGUGCUCUCACGGACGCUAGAGACCAUGUUCUUGAGAUGACUGAAAAGGAAGUAGAGAUUUACUUCUAGAGAGACAGAGACAUUGAAGUGAAGAUUUGUCCCUCUUGUAGUUUUGCACCAUUAGUCGUUGUUACAUUCUUUAUGAGGUGUUGAAUUGUUCUUUUGUUGGAUUCAGUUUUUAUUUCAAAGAAGCGUUUCAUGGAAGUCCGACCAAUUUACUGGUUAAGAAAACUAAUUGAUCUAGAGUUUUAAUCUGGU
Messenger RNA from Brassica rapa (field mustard), 2188 nucleotides. RefSeq names its product NLR family CARD domain-containing protein 3. Gene Ontology annotation, biological process: nucleocytoplasmic transport; activation of GTPase activity. The record is from RefSeq and is a predicted model, not a curated record. Gene Ontology annotation, cellular component: perinuclear region of cytoplasm; nucleus; cytosol. Gene Ontology annotation, molecular function: small GTPase binding; GTPase activator activity. Lineage: Eukaryota; Viridiplantae; Streptophyta; Magnoliopsida; Brassicales; Brassicaceae.